Messenger RNA from Lepisosteus oculatus (spotted gar), 1416 nucleotides. RefSeq names its product zinc finger, AN1-type domain 3 (gene zfand3). The record is from RefSeq and is a predicted model, not a curated record. NCBI's taxonomy places the organism in Eukaryota, Metazoa, Chordata, Actinopteri, Semionotiformes, Lepisosteidae. Gene Ontology annotation, molecular function: zinc ion binding; DNA binding.
UUGAAAUAAUAAGCGGUAAUUUUGUAACUUCUUUCCUUGUUUUUGAAGUUGUCAGUGGACGGGGCUACUGGUCUCCCCUCUUCAGCCGUUGGUGACGUCCUCCCUCCAGCUGAUCGGCCUUGGUGCCCGGUGCGGAUCCUCGGGCUCUCCGUGGCCGAGUUCGCCCUCUUUUUAUACUGUUUUCCCCGGCUGGGUGGAAGCGGCCGCUCGUGUCGGCGACGCCCUCGACCCCGCUAAACCCUGUGGACUGCAGGCUGCCCGGCUGUGCCGACUCUCCCUACCCGCAGACCGCCGAGAAGCCGCCUACUGCCGCCAGGCCUCUGUUCCAUCCUCGGUCUCUUCCACCCCGCCCUGCCGUCUGGAGCCAUGGGGGACACGGGCAGCGAACGCAGCAAACCGCCCAGCCUCCCGCCACGCUGCCCCUGCGGAUUCUGGGGGUCCAGCAAGACCAUGAACCUUUGCUCCAAGUGUUUUGCUGAUGUCCAGAAGAAGCAGCCAGAUGAGGACUGCGCCCCCGAGUCCGCCCCGAGCGCCAGCAGCAGCCAAUCAGCAGUGUUCUGCAGUGAGAUGAGCAGCAGUAACUCCUCCCUCUCGUCACAGCCUGCCAGCUCUGCCCAGCUGUCGCCUAGCGACACAAGCUCCGCCCCCUCUAGCACACAGGAGGGGGUCUCCUGCACAGACACAGCCCACGGCACACUGUCCACGCCCACAAAACGGCCCUGUGACUCAGGGUCGGAGAGCGAGGUGUCACCGGGGAAACGAGCGCGGCGGGACGAUGAGGCCACAACGGAUGACAGCCGCGGGGGGGGCAAGCAGAGGAGCCGCCGGCGCUGCCACCGCUGUCAGACCAAACUGGAGCUGGUCCAGCAGGAGCUGGGGUCGUGCCGCUGCGGCUACGUGUUCUGCAUGCUGCACCGCCUGCCCGAGCAGCACGACUGCCUGUUUGACCACCUGGGCCGCGGCCGCGAGGAGGCUGUCCUCAAGAUGGUCAAGCUGGAGCGCAAGGUGGGGCGCUCGUGCCAGCGCAUCGGCGAGGAGUGUUCCUGAGCAUGCCCCGCUCGCACCCGGAGGGGAGCCUCGCACCGACACAGUGCCCACACCUGUCCCAGAACCUCGCUGACCCAGUACAGUCCCCAGUGACCCCAGUACAGGCCACACCGCCCCCAGUGUAGGCUCUGUAGCCCCAGGACAGGCCAUACUUCUCCCCCAGUACCCUUGCACAAUCCAUGGUACAGGCCCACUGUUCCCAGUCCACUCGCACAGACCAUGGUGCUGGCCCUCUGUUCCCAGUCCACUCUCGCAGACCAUGGUACAGGCCCACUGUUCCCAGUCCACUCUCACAGACCAUGGUACAGACCCACUGUUCCCAGUCCACUCUCACAGACCAUAGUACAGUACAAUACUGACCCCAAGAUG